AUGACCACCUCCGCGCGCCGCCCGCCAGUGGAGAAGAAUGUGUACGGAUCAUUUGAGAAGAGGGAAAGUUUAGAUAGUUCCCCGCAAUCCGUCGUGCUGGAUCUGUCGUGCCGGAGGAAUUCGGUGGAGACUGGGCUGCACACCCCAUCGCCGCCCACAGAAUCGAUUAUGUCGACCGAGGACGCCUCGCCGAGCUCCCAUGGGCCACAAAUGGUGCACGGAAUAGCGCCGGAUUGUCGACGGCAGAUCAUCGAUGAGUUCUUCAUGGCGGUGAAGCGAAAGAGGAGCUCUUCUAUUGAGCACCAGCAGCUCUACAGAGCGCCAACAAAGGUGAGGCUCUUCAACGACACAAUGACUCCCGAUGAUGAGGAAAGCUAUCACGCACAGCCUUCGGACAUGAUUGCCCAACGUGAGCAGUCCGGCAAUGGUUACAUCAUACACAAAGCGGCAUUCCACAAAUCCAGACACUCGAGCGUGGACUCUCCCUACGAGUCUGAGCCCAUCGAGGUCUCCUUCCCGCCGUCUCUCUGUCCCGUCGACUCUGCGGCUGCCGCGACGCCGCGGGAUCGCAAGGCCGUGCGUCCCUUCAAGGCCUACCCGCGCGAUCCACUCACCAUCGCCUCCGCCGUGACGACAACGGACGCCUAUCUGGACACUCAAUCCACCGCCAAGUAUGCGGAGUUCAGGCAGCGGAUGCUGCAGCAGAUGCACGACGCCUACGGCGGCCAGAGGACGCUCUCCAACCCCAAGAUGCGGCGCUACAGCGUGAAGAAGAGCCCCGAGGACCCGCACAAGGCGCCCGACGGUGGAGUGCUGGGAAUGGUGAAGGACGAGGCUUACCUCGAGCGCCGCAUGAAGAACAACGCCGCGGCGAAGAAGUCACGAGACCGUCGGCGCAUCAAAGAGGACGAGAUUGCCAUCAGGGCGGCCUUCCUGGAGCGCGAGAACAUCGAGCUGAAGUUCGAGCUGGCGUCCACGAGGAAGCAACUGGCCAUGUACGAAAUGAGUCAGAAUCCGUGCGAAUUACCUCACUGAGAGUUAAGGCUGUUGUGAUAAAUUGCAAAUCGAAGGGGAAAAAAAUCACCUUCGGCAAAAUUUCCCAACACAAUUUUGGGGAAAAUUUGCAAUGAACGGAGGAGAAAAUGUAAUCAAAAAGAUAUGUAAUGUUUGGUGCAAAGUGGUAAUGCAACCGUUUUACCUCAGGUUUCAAGUCAAUUUUAGAGUGAAAGUUUUGUUGAAGACACAGAGAGAGAAAGAGAGAAAAUGUAUUUAAUCUUAGGUUGCGAAAGAUUUGACUUUAGAGACAGAUAAGACAGAGUGUUUCGGAUUUUUGAUAAGCCUCAGAGACAAAGACAAUAAAGAGAGCAAGAGUUUUG
This is a messenger RNA of Phlebotomus argentipes, 1376 nucleotides long. RefSeq names its product protein giant (gene gt). Bases 1 to 1035 code for a protein of 344 amino acids. Gene Ontology annotation, molecular function: DNA-binding transcription factor activity, RNA polymerase II-specific; RNA polymerase II cis-regulatory region sequence-specific DNA binding. The transcript is spliced from 2 exons. The record is from RefSeq and is a predicted model, not a curated record. Gene Ontology annotation, cellular component: nucleus. Gene Ontology annotation, biological process: regulation of transcription by RNA polymerase II. NCBI's taxonomy places the organism in Eukaryota, Metazoa, Arthropoda, Insecta, Diptera, Psychodidae.